AGUGCUCUGUUACAUCCAACUUUAGAGUUGGUGAAUCAAUGCCUUCUAACCUCUGGAUUCCCAAUUUCUCAAGCUCAAGCAAGGCCAGCUCCUCCCCACUUCUCUUCCCUGAGCUCCUCUUCAGCUCGAAGCCCUGGUCCUGAACAACUCCAGUGUCUUAACUCUGCCCCUACCCUGAGGCUGGGCCACAUAGGUGGAGAGAAGUUGGAAAGGUCUUGCCCUGUCACUCUGUCCUUACACACAGAAGCUCAGUGACCCCCUUGCCAGGAUGCAGGACACCUGGGUCCUGGUCCCACUCACCUUGAUCUUUGGCCUGCUUCCCAGUCUCCAAGGAGUAAGCAUCAAUGAGACUGUAAACACAUGUGACAUCUCAAACUGCCCCAAAGGAUUCAGCUGCUGUGACAAUGAAUGCUGUCUAGAAAGAAAGGUCUGGAAUCCUCAAAAUGAUCUCUUCAGCGUCCUGUACAUCAUCCUAUUGGUCAUGUUACUUCGUUUGUUCUACGGCUGCCUAGUGUGGCAGUCCAAGAACAGAGAACUACAGCAUGAGGUCAGAACAUCAGAUCAUCAGACACCUCCAGACCCACCCUCCAUUGCUCCCCUAGAGAGCAUUUGCACCACCUCCUCGGAUCCCGAACCACCCUACUUUGAGGUUGUUCUGAUGCCAAAUCCUACAGAACCACCUCCUCCCUCCAGCACCUCCUCCCUCCAGCCUCAGGCCUGA
Arvicanthis niloticus (Nile rat) is the source of this 721-nucleotide messenger RNA. NCBI's taxonomy places the organism in Eukaryota, Metazoa, Chordata, Mammalia, Rodentia, Muridae. The record is from RefSeq and is a predicted model, not a curated record.